AUGCCUGUACAACAUCACAUUCAUAUUGAUGAAAUUUUGCAUCGACAAGCCGGAAAAACAGUACUAGCCGAAUAUAUGUACAAAGAAGAGCAUGGUCAUGGCAAAAUACGUUCGUAUCAUAUAAAAGUUCCUCGAGACGAAUAUGAGCGAAUUGCAAGAAAAACCUGGAGAACAGUAAUACCAUUUGAUAAAUGGUUAAAAGUGUUGCGACCAUUCAUGUUGGGGGACGAAGCAACUGAUGAUAUACCUGACGCAUUUCGUAUUCUUGAUGCCGAUCAUUCGAAUAAAAUCGAUGUUGAUGAACUUGAAGCGUUUAUGCCUAUCAUUGCACCUCGGGCACCUCCAAGGGUCUUACGUGAACAUAUUCAAAAAGUUGAUCGAAAUUUUGAUGGUAAACUCAAUUUGGCUGAAUUCACUGAUUUGGUUUUAAAAGGAAUUGGUCGGGACAUCGCAUUCAUAGGUGCCGAAGUAAAACAUUACUGA
Messenger RNA from Rotaria sp. Silwood1, 483 nucleotides. NCBI's taxonomy places the organism in Eukaryota, Metazoa, Rotifera, Eurotatoria, Philodinida, Philodinidae. The record is from the annotation of a GenBank genome assembly.